GGCCUGUGCAGCUCACCGACCGGCUAUCUCCUCUCUCUGCGGCGGAACGAACCGCGGACUGAGCCGCUGCGGGGUUUGAACCUGAUGCCGCCUCUCGUGCUUCCUCCUCCGGGCUUUGACACCGAGGUCUCCCCGCUCUGAGCCGACUGAGCGCUAUGGGUCGGUACUUCCACAGCGAGGUCCACAUCCAGAGUCCAUGGCAUCAGGUGCUGGCGGCCUUCUGGCAGCGAUACCCCAACCCCUACAGCGGUCACGUCCUGACUGAGGACGUUCUCUAUCGCGAGGUCACCCCCAGCAACCACCUGUUGUCACGGCGACUGCUGACGAAGACCAAUCGGCUGCCGGGCUGGGCGGAGCGCGUCUUCCCCGCUCACCUGUCGCGGGCCGUCUACGUCCUGGAGGACUCCAUCGUGGACCCCGACACCAACACACUGACCACCAAGACCUGGAACCUGAACCACAACACGCUGAUGACGGUGGUGGAGCGCUGCCUGUUCGAGGAGGACCGCAGUCGGCCGUCCUGGACCCGGCUGAGGAGGGAGGCCUGGAUCUGCUCGGCGGUCUACGGCUUGGCUCGGCCCAUCCAGGAGUUUGGUCUCGCCAGGUUCAAAAGCAACCAAGCUAAAGCCAUGAGGGGGCUGGAGUUUGCUCUGUCCAGGAUACAGACUGAGGUAGCUCCUCAUCUCCACGGCAACCAGGGUGUGUCAUCGGAGAAGCCCCUCCCACCACACCACAGGCCACGCCCACAUCCACCUAGAAACCUGCCUUCCAGCACCAUGGGGGGGCGGGGCAUCCCAUCAACCUUAGUUGCGAUUGGUUGGCAUGUAAAGCGAGAAUUCCUUGUGUCUGGUUGACUCGUCUGAAUAAAAGUCAUAGUUUAUUCAGUAGUUUAUUCUGUCAUUUCACAACAUUAUCACAAUUAAAGAAUAUUUAGAGUAAAAAUCAAAGUGAAGACUUUGUCGUUAUGUUUUACAAUAUUUUUAUGCAAACAGUGAUUUUAUUUUGAAGCUGCUUUUCUUUCCACGUUUUUCACUGUUGAAUUAAUUUCUGUGUUGUGAUUUCAUUUGUAGCCUCAUCAGGAAAUUAAUGGGAAUAGUUUUAUUGUUUUGGUUUGUAAUUAUCACUAAAGAACUGCUGUAAAGUUGCAUGUUUCAUAUUCUGCUGCUCAGAUUAAACUUUAAACUUACAAUUCAA
This is a messenger RNA of Amphiprion ocellaris (clown anemonefish), 1194 nucleotides long. RefSeq names its product PRELI domain-containing protein 1, mitochondrial-like. Gene Ontology annotation, cellular component: mitochondrial intermembrane space. The coding region runs from base 156 to 854 and encodes 232 amino acids. Lineage: Eukaryota; Metazoa; Chordata; Actinopteri; Pomacentridae. Gene Ontology annotation, biological process: phospholipid transport. The transcript has 6 exons. Gene Ontology annotation, molecular function: phosphatidic acid transfer activity. The record is from RefSeq and is a predicted model, not a curated record.